Messenger RNA from Rotaria sordida, 73 nucleotides. The record is from the annotation of a GenBank genome assembly. NCBI's taxonomy places the organism in Eukaryota, Metazoa, Rotifera, Eurotatoria, Philodinida, Philodinidae.
AUGACUACAACAUUGAAUAAUGCAGGAGAACUUCGUGAACAAGGAAAUCAAGCAUUUAAACAAGAACAUUUUC